This is a messenger RNA of Aedes albopictus (Asian tiger mosquito), 1529 nucleotides long. RefSeq lists its product as uncharacterized. NCBI's taxonomy places the organism in Eukaryota, Metazoa, Arthropoda, Insecta, Diptera, Culicidae. The coding region runs from base 39 to 1184 and encodes 381 amino acids. The record is from RefSeq and is a predicted model, not a curated record. The transcript is spliced from 2 exons.
UGGGAAGUCCGCUUUCUCCAAUAUUGGCUGACAUCGUUAUGGAGAACCUUUUGACGAGAGCAUUACGAACUGCUAACAUUCUUCCGCAGUUUAUACGAAAAUAUGUGGACGAUUUGUUCCUUGUGCUUCAUAAAGACCAAGUGAACGCAGUGCUAGAUGUUUUCAACACAAUGAACCCAAGGAUUGUGUUUACAUCCGAGGUGGAGGUUAACUGUCAACUACCAUUCCUGGAUUUGUUGGUAAUUAGGCUACCAGAUGGCACCAUCAAAACGGACUGGUAUACCAAGCCUAUCGCAUCCGGUAGAAUGCUUAACUUUUUCUCGUUCCACUCCAUGGAUCAAAAACUUUCGGUGGCCAGGAAUUUUAUCGACCGAGUCCGUAGCUUGAGCACCACUCGCAGUUCGGAACAACAAGAACAGCUGAUUCAUACACACCUCAGAAAGAAUGAUUAUCCCUCAGCUCUCAUCAAUCGUCUAUUGCGUCAGACACAGCGUAUAGACACACCGGAGAAACCAACCAUUUAUCGAUCGAUCCCAUACAUCCAAGGCCUGACACCAUCCCUAAAACGGAUAAUACACAGCAGUGGACUCGCUGUUGGGAUUUCACACAGCAACAACAACACAGUGGGGAAGCUGUAUCGUAAUGCUAAAGAUCCGGUACCGGACAUGAGCAAAAGCAACGUAAUAUACAGGAUCGACUGUCAAAACUGCCCCGGCAAAUACAUUGGCAUGACGGCGAAUAAACUCCGCAAUCGCAUGUAUGGACACCAAACCCAUGUCAACACACUGGAACAGCAUCUAGCGCAAGGGCAGCAAUAUACCGAUCUUCCAGUACAACAACUACGGGAAAAAUCAGCAUUGAUCAACCAUUGCAUCACCCACCAACACCGGUUCAACAUUAGCAAUCCCACUAUCGUCGAUAUAACGUACAAGAAGCAAGCUCUGCAAGUGUUGGAAAUGUGCCAGAUCGCGACUACAUCCAACACGGUCAACCAUCGGACAGACACCGAUAAUCUCAGCUGUGCGUACGCACAUUUACUCUCCUCUAUCAAAACCCGAAGAGAGGAGAGUCGUGCGUCGUCUACAAAUAGUUAUAAUCGACCCGAAUCCAACGACUACCCAUCCCAACUAACACAGACAGACACAACCACCCAAACACCACACAAUAUACAAAUCCCUCAGUAAUGUUCGAUCAGCUGUUAGCUCUGGCAGUGUUGGCAAGUGUCGUGGACCCUCCUGGUGUAGACCUCCCAUUUUGUACCACCCACCCACUACCUUCGGGGGUGCUGGCAGUAAAGUAUGUAACCUUAUAUUCCGUGUUCCCAAAACUACUUCUCUGACGGCUUUAAAUCCACAGUGAGACUUGUGCAGUGCAAAUUCAAAACGAGACAAUCAACCGUGAGAUGUACACGGGAUUGGACAAAAUUGAUUAAUUUCGAGCCCUGAAGAAGAUCCCAACAUCUGGAUCGAAACGUUGGCGAUGAGAUAAGAAAAUCAACGCUUUUCUUUGACUGAAAGCCGAAAUCCCCG